AUGAGUCUGCGAAAGAUCCUCGGAGGAUCCGGCCGGGUUAAGAAGCCUUCCGCGAAAAGACCAUCCACAACCUCCUCGUCAUCAUGGACGGCAUCUCUUCCCCGAAGCAAGCCAGCAGCCAAGCACACAGGCAAGACUACCACCACCACCACCUCGAAGGGUGACGACUACGACGACGACUAUGAUUUGUUCGACGACAAGCUCGAUGACCAUGGCCUCGUCCGCGCGCUCGCCACCGACCUCAACCUCCGCGACACCUCGCAGGCGAUCCACUACAUCCGCGCCCACAUGUUCUCGCCCGUCCCGGAGCAGGCGGCCGGCAUGGGCAGCGUCAAGAUCAGCGAGGUCCUCAACUUUAGGAAGAACCUGCCCCGGAUCGUCAGCGUCUCGCACAUCCAGGCGCUGCUGACAUGCUCGCCCAGCGCCGUCGAGCGCGAGAUCGCCGAGCUCGUGAGGUCUGGGUUCCUGCUGCGCAUCGUGGUCGCGCGCAGGGGCGACAUUGGCGACACGCUGCUCCUCGCGACCGAGUUUGCGCAGCUGGUCCAGGACUCGCCGUCGCUGGGGGACGACACGAAGGCCAGCUUCCUCGCGCAUCUCAGGCAGAACCCCGGUCGACAGACGAUCGACGCCGGAUCGUGUCUCACCUCGAAGGACGUCGACCAUCUGAUCAAAUGCGGGUUUUUGACCAGCCACCACAUCGGGGCGACCAGCUUUGCCUCCAUGUCCGAGACUAUGAACUUGUACUCGCGCCCGGAAGACAAAGGCACGCUGACGUCUCUGGAGGUCGUCUCGCGGCAGGCCACGGGAUCGCUGGGCGCAGUGGGUGGGCAAGCAGCCGUGUACAUGGCUGGCGGAAGCGCCGGCGGCUCAUCGCAGCACCACCACCACCACCACCACGGCGCCGCCGCCAGCGCAACAGACUUGAAGCUCGCCGUGCCUGGAAACGGCACGUUCCUGAAGCUCGUCUCGUCUGCGCUCGAGCACCUGGUCGCACUGCUGACCAAGGCCAACAGCAAGUUCCGCGAGUUGCCCGAGUCGGUCCUGCGGGACCGCUGGGACGGCGGGAUCUCCAAGGACGAGCCGCGGUACGCGGCCAAGCGGUCCCGGCGCGAGUUCGCGGGGAUCUUGCCAGGCCAGACGAGAAAGUGGCGCCAGUUCGACGGCCUGGCCUUCGACUGGGUGCUCCAGGAGGCUGUAGGGUCUGGGCUCGUUGAGGUGUUUGAGACGGGAAGUGUGGGGAGGGGUGUCCGUGCUCUGUCGGGCAGGUGA
Messenger RNA from Microdochium trichocladiopsis, 1269 nucleotides. RefSeq names its product serine-threonine protein kinase 19-domain-containing protein. Lineage: Eukaryota; Fungi; Ascomycota; Sordariomycetes; Xylariales; Microdochiaceae. The record is from RefSeq and is a predicted model, not a curated record. Gene Ontology annotation, biological process: protein phosphorylation; positive regulation of Ras protein signal transduction. Gene Ontology annotation, molecular function: protein serine/threonine kinase activity. The transcript has a single exon. The coding region runs from base 1 to 1269 and encodes 422 amino acids.